UGCGCGCUCUAAGAAACAGCGUGGGGGCUAGUUUGACCAAGCGUUUUGAAGUGGGGGCUGGCUUGACCACAGUAUUAUAAAGGGGCUGCGUAUGGACUCAGUUUGAGGAAUUUAGUGCAGUUAAAGACUUCGCCUGUUUCAGUAAAUCCGCGGAAAGCCACACUAAACUUCUUUAGGUUAAGCUGUUACACUUUAGUGAGCGACUGGACGGAGUGUGUUUUAGGUUUCUGUAGAGAAACAGAAUCGUAUUCUUGAACUCUGAGAUCUAUCAGUCUGUCAGGAGCUGCGCGGGAUUCCCACAGCUUUACAGAAUGAAGUUUUCCGUUAAAUUAUUCCUGUUUGGGACUGUCAGCGCUGCUGUGAUUGGGUACCUGUGGAGUGGCCCGACUUUUAAUCCAGAAUCACUAAAAGGUGCUAAAGUGUUGGUGACUGGUGCAAGCACUGGCAUCGGGGAGCAGAUUGCAUAUCACUAUGCCCGUUUGGGUGCUCAAAUUGUCAUCACAGCGAGAAGAGAAAAUGUUUUAAAAGAGGUGGUGAAGAAGUGUGAGGAUCUGGGGGCUCAGAAAGCUCUGUACAUUGCAGCAGACAUGGCCAAUCCCACUGAUGUUGACCGGGUGGUGGAGUUUGCAGAAAAAAAGCUGGGAGGACUGGAUUAUUUAGUGCUCAACCACAUCGGGCCCAGUCCAUAUCGGAUGUGGGAUGGUGAUAUGGAUCAUAUUCGAUGGCUAAUGCAGGUAAAUUUCUACAGUUACUUGCAAAUGACAGUGAAGGCUUUACCAGCCCUUGAGAAGAGUAAAGGGUCUGUAGUGGUGGUCUCUUCCAUGCUUGGAAAAAUGUGUUCACCAUAUGCUCUGCCAUACAUUGCGACCAAGUUUGCCCUGAAUGGCUUCUUUGGGAGUUUGGAGCAUGAGCUGGUGAUGAAGCAGAGUAACGUGUCCAUCAGUAUCUGCAUCCUGGGACUUAUCGACACGGAAUCCGCCAUCGAGAAAGUUAAAGGCUAUAUAGAUAUGGCUCCUUAUCCAGCGCAUGAGGCUGCAUGGAAUAUCAUCAAGACUGGAGCACUGCGGCAGAGUGAAUCAACCUACCCCUCAUACGUCUACUUUGGCAUGCUCUUCAGAGACUGGUUCCCUACCCACAGGGAUAUGGUAAUUCGUGGCAUUUACAAUUACAAGCCAUGAGCUAAAGGUAAAUGUUUCUAACUGAAAAUGUAGGGGACCAAAAGUGCUCUUUUUAUCAAAGCCAUCAAGGAACCACUUUUUUAGAAUCAUUAAAUAAGACUUAAAACACAUUAAAUAACAACUUAAAACUUUUGAUUGAAGGUCGAAGGCAAAAUAUCAAAUACUGAACCUUUAUCUGAUCAGUAUG
Molecule: messenger RNA, 1365 nt
Organism: Astyanax mexicanus (Mexican tetra)
Lineage: Eukaryota; Metazoa; Chordata; Actinopteri; Characiformes; Acestrorhamphidae
Gene: hsd11b1la
Product: hydroxysteroid (11-beta) dehydrogenase 1-like a
Exons: 6
Coding region: 312-1178 (288 amino acids)
Cellular component (GO): intracellular membrane-bounded organelle
Molecular function (GO): oxidoreductase activity
Source: RefSeq, a predicted model, not a curated record